This is a messenger RNA of Prunus armeniaca (apricot), 219 nucleotides long. NCBI's taxonomy places the organism in Eukaryota, Viridiplantae, Streptophyta, Magnoliopsida, Rosales, Rosaceae. The record is from the annotation of a GenBank genome assembly.
AUGGCUCGGUCAAGUGGUAGUGAUCUUCGGGCUCCAAUAUUCAAUGAAGCGAAAGGGAAGAAGGUUGAUGAAGAAGGGUCAUCGGAGUCAGAGAAGGUGUCUUUGUUAAUGAAGGAUGCUAAGGCACUUGGUAUUAUCCAAGGAGCUGUCUCAGAUGACAUUUUCCCUAGAAUCUCAAAUGAAGAAACCUCAAAAAGUGCUUGGGAUGUUUUGCAUUGA